CCUCAACGAUCGCGUGUGCAACAACAACAACCACAACAUCGAAAGCAACAACAGACUAAAAUAACCCGCAUUUGACUAUUGUUUGUCUUACGAAACAGAACCAAAUCCGGCAACCGGUGCCAGAACAAUUCAAAUCGAAAAUCCUAAGCAAAUCAAAACAGAUCUUAACAAAGGUGCUUGAAAAAUAUUACAAUAAAAACAUUUGUUGAACUCAAACAAAAAACAAAACAAAAGAGAAAACAAAUAAAGAUCGUGUGAAAAUAAAUAUGAAGCUGCUGUGCGGUGUUCUACUGAUCACGCUGGCUGUCAGCGACGUUUGGACUUUGCCAGCACGCAACAGUCCGCAAGAUGAUGCGGAGGUGAUUCCUCUGCCACAGGCUCAGCCCGAAUCGAGCGAUCCAAGUUUCCACGACUUUAAGGGCGUAAUUGAUACGGGCGCUGGUAAUCCGUUCCUGCAAUCGAAUCCAUCUGUCUUCCGCUUUAACCUGGGCUUUGCCAAUACCUUUGAUGACAUUUUCCGCCGUCUGCGCGCUCGCCUCUGGCCCAUCGCCGUGGAUGAGGAUGAUUCGGUGGCUGGCUCUGGCGACUCAGCCGAGUCUCCUCUCGGCUUCGGUCUGCGCCCGCUGACACCGCUGAGCACCAAGAAUGGCAAUACCACAUCGACGGUUAAGGUGGUCGAUGGUCACAAGGUGGAGAUCAACGAGACCGUUUACGGCGACUCGAACAGUCUGUUCAAGGUGCGUUUGGUCAAUGUUCGUCCGCUGGAGAGCGGCGAGGAGGUGGUCGAGGGCGUCAUCAACAACCAUGGCGAUUUCAAGCCGGUAAGUUCGCCUAGCACAUCGGCCCCAGCGACGCGCAGCGAAUUGGACGAUCUGGAGGAUGACAAUGAUCGCCGUGAGCCGCUCGAGAAGCAGCCCAAGGACAAUGAGGUGCGCGACAUCGAUGAGCCUCAGGUAUAAAAGCUUUUCACAGCAUUUCCACGCAACUAAAAAAAAAAAAAAACAAAAAACAAAAAACAAAAUCUAACCAGGAAAUGUUUGCAAAAUGCCUUGCCAAUAAAUAUA
This is a messenger RNA of Drosophila arizonae, 1064 nucleotides long. RefSeq lists its product as uncharacterized. The record is from RefSeq and is a predicted model, not a curated record. NCBI's taxonomy places the organism in Eukaryota, Metazoa, Arthropoda, Insecta, Diptera, Drosophilidae.